AGAGAAACUAAGGCGUAAAUUUACUCAAUGCGGUACACUGCUUGGCUACUUGUUUUUGCUGUGGAAGUAUAUUAGGAAGUCUGUGGCAUAGGUGAAAGAGAAUUCAUAACGCUUGGUUAUGAAUUCUGCUGCGUUUCACGCUGUUUGAAGUAGAUUUCUUUCGUUCCUAGUUCAACAAAUUAUUUGUUCAUUUCUUGAACAUUUGUGAUCAACUCAAAUUUGAUUUCGUUUUUUAGUUCCAAACGUCACUUUAGAAGCUUCAGACUGAGCAUAAAGGGCCGAGUAAAUAUUCAGGCAUUGAGAUAUUCCCUCUAGAGCGUACUGAACUAAGUAAUCUAACUCUACUCAUUUUUAAUACCCUCCUCUACGUCUUUUUUAAUACAUGGUAAACUGGGGAGUCAAAUAUUAAAUAGAGGGUUGUUAAAGGCAACGAAGUAAAUUUCUGGCAGUUGUGUGCAAAUGCGUUUGCUGCUUCCUGUACAAAAGGACGAAAACUGACUGGAAACCAGCGGUAAAGUACAAAGGGACAGUGAUAUGCCUCUGUUUUGAGUCUUUAAAACAACAAAAAAUGACUGAAAAUAGUAUUGGAAGGUCUUAUGACCAAAAACUCAGAUUGCUCAAUCAUCGAGCAAAGUUAGUCACACGAAAACGUCGAAUAUCCUCUAUUUUAUAACCUAACACCAUAGCAGCCCUGAAGUUAUUGUAACUAUUUGGACCUCCGGUGUUUUACUGCAGGCCAAACGAAAUGUGUCAAAUUUUUAUUAGUACUCCAACCGCUAUCCGAAUGACGCUUUCGGUUAUUUCUAAUUUUACUUCUCAAAGGAUAAAUACGUGCAAAUAACCCUACCAAUUUUUCCGGAGUGCUGAAGGAUUCCUGCUACAUGGGUCCCUCCUGCAUUUAUUUUCUGUUUUUCACUACUAUUAUCAUUUAUGUUUUGUCGAUUUCACUUCCCUUUGGUACUUAAAGAGUAAAUGCUAAUAGAUAUAGAUGUAUAUAGGGUUCAGCUCCGCCUGUAUUUCAUUGAUUAAAUGUGUAGGUAGUGAGGUAGCUGUACAUGUCACAUAGUAGUUCUAAUUGAUAGGUUAUAAUUUCCAUUUGCGCGUGACACAAAGUAUAACGAUUUUCUGUUCUGUUUAGUUCGUGUCAAUGAUACCCUCGUCCGUUGAAGUCACGUACAUGCACUACCUUGAAUUUGAACUACCAAGUCAUAACAAUUAACGUUGUUAUGAACAAAUCGUCGUUAAAAGUAGUAUAUAAAGCAAUUAUAUGAUCUGAACGUUCACUCACUUUAUGCUUUUCUUCUUUCUUUGCAGAUGUCAGAAACUCCCGACACACUGAUUAGUCUUGAAGAGUUAGAAACUAUGUUUAAGGAUAGGUAUACGGACAAGGAUGUUAAUUAUCAAAACUACUUGUCGAAUGCCAAUGUACCACCCCCUGUCAUACCUCAUUGGGAUGAAAUAAAUCGGGAAAGAUUCAAUCAUCGGGAUCGGAGAAAUGAUAACUACAGAUUCCAGAGAAACAACUUCCGACGUAACAGUUUGGAUUAAUUCGAUUCAUUAUCAGAUCACAAAACUUUAGGGUAGUUUUUGUUUGAAUAAACUUUUAUACAAACUUCUGCUUUAUUUCGACUUAGAAAAUGUAACUACCGUAAUUGGGAAACUGAAAAAUUUAAUUCGUUCCAUGAAAGGUUUAGAAUUGUUAUUUUUGAAGUGCUUAAGGAUCGUCUUGUUGAUUUGAAUUGACGGUUCUAUAUUCCUUGGUAUGUCACUGGUUGUUUUGGAGGUGCUUACAGUCAUAUUGUCAUUUAAAAAAGUUAUUGUCGGUCGGUUACUGGUUCCAAGAACUUUAUUAUUACGUGUUUUGAUAUAUUGAAAAAUGGAACACUAUAGUUAAUAGACUUCUGAUUAACCAUAUCUGGCUUUUCAGUUCUUCUGUCUUCAAACAAAGACCUGAAUAUGCUUUCCGAUUGUUCGCCAGAUUAUAUAUGAUUUUCUUAGUUUCAAUGCCGGGGUUGAACUUGAUAGAUUUUUAUUCACAAAUUAAUACAGUGACAUGUCAUACGAAUUCGCCUUGACCAAAAAUAGCUUGACAUUAAAAUAUUCAGACCUAUUAUGACUUGUACUAACAAUAUCCCGUAUUGUUUCCUUUGUACUAUUUAAUAUUGCGUUAAUUUUAUUUCAUUUAUUUAUUUAUUCUGAAGAAGUGGCAUACACUAAGUCGCGAAAUGUCAAAAAUACAAUUUUAUACUCAUUGAGAUAUCACAAAAAAUAUGUUUCUUGUAUAUGAUUUUACUCUAUAUCUGAAGAAACCUUAUUGAUCGUUUCCAAGCAUGUGAAAAUAUCAAUGUUUCAGUAAAUUGUAAUGUCUCCGGUUAUUGAUUUGAUUUAUUCAGUUAAGCGUAGGCUACUGAUGUUGUUAGUUUCAGACAGUACGAUACACUAAUUUUCGUUAAUAUCGGGAUAACUUAUUAACUUGUUGGUCCUGUCAGUUCAUUCAUUUCAGUCAGAUAUUGUUUACUGUUGGUGGGUAUAUUAACCAGACUUUCAUCGAUUAUGAAUCUUACUCUGGUUAUUAACUAAAAGUGAUUUUUUGUCAAUUGCCUUUGCAUUUAUUCCUAACUUGACUUUUUAAAUGCAUCAUGUAAACGUCCAUUGUAAUAUGCACUCUGAAAACUUAAACAAUCAAAUUAAUUUGAAAUUGAUUCUCAUAGUGAAGUUAUUUUAGCGAAAGAACUACUGACAUCCGUAUUUCGUAGGUCGAAACUCCUCAAUGACAUACACGUUUUACCCCAUUCAGCUGAUGUGAAUUCGUGUUGACAAUCGUCUUCAGAUUAUGCAGAGCAAUUCACACAGUCAUCUGAUAAGCCAGUUCAAUUAGGUAGCCCCAGUCUCUUGCAAGGACUUAAGAGUGUAGUUUACGUAACUUGUAAAACUUUAUGUCAGAAACGUUUCAAUCCAUGAUCGUGAAUCUGUCAUGAAAUAUUACCAUAUAUCAAUGCAAAAGUUAAGAUAAUCUAUGACUGUUCACUAAGUCGCGCAGAAUAAAAUGUGUGCGAACCCAUGACUUAUCAAUAUGCAACUUAGUGAUUCAUUUAAGUAGUAUUCCUCAUGUUUUAGACAAUAAAGUUAAAGUAUUGUGAAACGUUAAAAAAUUUCAUUAUCAUGAUUAUAAUGAACUUAUCAAAAUGGAAUAAAUUCUCAUUACCAGCCAGAUUCAAGUAGACAAUCCGUUAUUAUUAAACUGAAUCAUUCUUUUAAAAUGGUUGCGAAAGAUCUUUUGGUGAUAAUCAGAUUAUGAAAAAAAUUAGACAUUUUUGUCGAAUUUGUUAACUACACCUUUUAUUUAUAUGACAAAUAACCGAAGUGCAUGACAUAAACAUAUGUCACUUCAUUGCCUUAACUUGUCUAACCAUGUACUACAGCAUGAUCGCAGCAUAAAUAUUUCUAUUUCAUAAAAAAGAUUUUGACACCAACAUGAAAUAAUUAAGAAGAAUAAAACAAUGCAGUGAAUAUCUUUUCCGGAGAACGAAACAUUCCUAUAUUCUGUAACCGUAAAUUGCGACCCCUGAACUAUUUUCUAUAAGAAAUUUGGGAGGUGAUUUAGUAUCUGAAGCAAGAAUGAAUUUUUUCAAUGAGAAUAUACCAUUAUAUUUUUAUUUGCAUGAAAAUACCGUAUUAUUACUGCACCCAACUGCAUCACAAGACAAGCCCUCACAUGGGAUCCUCAAGGAUAAAGGAAACGAGGAAGACCAAAUAACACAUUACGGCGAGAAAUUAAGACAGACAUGAGAAAAAUGAACAAAAAUUGGAUAGAACUAGAAAGGGGAGUUGAAGACAGCGUGGGUUGGCGAAUGCUGGUCGGCGGCCUAUGCUCCAUUAGGAGUAACCGGCGUCUUCCUCCUUACCGUAUUAUUACUAUAUUUGCCUACUCAAUAUUGGGUAAUAUUUAUUCUCUAAAAUGUUCUGUAAGUGAAUAAGAAUGUACAUUACUAGUAGUAUGUAGUGUCGUGUUGCGAUUUUCCGAUGAUAAUUACUUGUCUUAUAAUAAAACUUGUUUUUUUAAGGCAAAGAACUCUUCACUGUCGUUUUCAGGAAGUAAUUCUCAUAUCUUAUCAUAACUACACCGUUUAGGCUACUACUGCGAUUAUCAAUGAUAAUUUUGUCUUCAGUCACCUCCAAUCGAUGCUCUUUCCGCUACGUGAAACUUGGAAAUUUGGAUUAUACUACUCACAAAUGUUAAUCAGUAGCACCUUUAGAAUGACAGUUUAAUCGCCAGAUUGAUACUACUUUACAGACCAUUGUAGUUGCAUUCUAUGAAUAUUUCUUUUAUUAAGAAUUAUUUCAUCAUACCUUUAUUGACUGGCCGGACUUGACACUUUUUAGUUUUAUGAUUUUUCCAUCUUCACAAAUUUGUCGUUCGGGCCAAAGAUAAGAUAUUUUCAACCCACAUCAGUACUCAUAAUGUCGAAAAUUUUGUAAAUGGUUUUCGUUUCCUUCAUUGACCUAUAAGUUAAAUAUAUGUCAGCUAUUCAACAAAAUUCUGGAGACUAACGUCUUUAAGAUUUACCCUACUUAUGGUUUUCACAUUAUAUCCAAUUUUCUGUCUAUAAUUUUUAAUAUAAUAUUCGGGGUAAUAUCCUUUGACGUCUAUCAUCCAGUUGGUUUUUGAGCUGAGAUAGAAACGUAUGCUGACCUAUUCUUCCAAUGGAGUGUAUCUCGAUAUUGUCACAGUUUACCUUCCAAAACUAAUAUCCUGCUAGUUUCCAAUUUUUCCAGUCUUGAGUUUCUUAAAAAACAGAAUGCAAAGAAUUUAUAGUUUUCUUACCUGGUUUAGUUCCGGAUUUCGUAUACUGUCUACUUGCUGUUCUUGAGUAAUAGCAGUGCUGAAUAAAAUAAGCUCUAGCUCAGUGUUAUUAGGCUUCCUUUUCAGCAUACAUUAAACUAAUCAUCAUACAAAACAAUUUAUGAUUGGGAAAUGAUAAGCCAUUUAGAGGAAAUUAAUAUUUCUUCCAUUUAUAACUCCAUUAGUAUAAAAUAGAUUCUUGCUAUUUCCAUAUGAUAGGUCACAUUUUUCAUGUUUUUACUUGUUUGCAAUGUCAUUUAAUCAAACUAACACUACUUCAGUGUGAAUCAAACAAUUUUUGUGGACUGUAAGGUAAGUGAUUCAGUUCCCAGUUUACACUAACUUUCUAGACAACAGCACAGAUGCCAAAGGUUAUCAUACCAUUCAAAUCAAUAAUAAUAAUGAAAGAAAUAAUAUGUGCAAUAGGAAUAAAAGAGUGAACAAUUUCUGUACAUGUCUUAUGGGGAAAAUUUAUAUACGUUGAAAAACAUGACAAUAUCUUUCACUGUAGGCAAACCCAGAAAUAAAGGGCAAUGAUUCAUCCAAACUAAUGUCUACAUCGUAGUAAAUGUGUUUGUUUAUUAAUCUGCUUACUUCAUUGUAUGCAUUCAAAAUGAAUCAGAAAAAUAUUUAGUUGAUAAUUUGUCUCUAAUCAAAUCAAUGACUUAUGGAUAUUUUCCUGUGGUAAAUAAACAUCAGUCAAAGGCAAUUGAAGACGAAGGAACACUAGAUAAAUAUUUCAUUCUAGUCUCAAAACCAUUGACAGUUUUCACCCAAAAGCCUUUGAUUGAUCUAACUCAUGAUCUUCAGAUUUCACAGUGCGGGAUGGUACCUUUAACCCACUAAAUUAGAAUAUACUGAUCGAUAUUUAUAUCUUCAGUUAAGUAAAAAGUAAGUUCGGAAAUGAUAAGAGAAACUUAAAGCCUAAAGUAAUUGGUUUUUUCCACACUAAAAACCUCAGGAUCACGGUCACUUGCUGAAAAUCAUCACCAUCCAUAAAUUACAAUCGAAAACAGAUUGCUUAUGAAUAUUAGAUCAAGGCUAGGGAAAACAAUGAUCAACGCAGUUACUAAGCCCAUUAAAAAUCUUUUCCAUGAAAAUAGUUCCAAUCCAUUUGUUUGUUUAUUGUCAAACAGGCACUUUAUUCAUGAUCUAAAUAUGAUUACGAAAACCAACAAUCGAUUUCAAAACAUCCUUUCAUAAAUAUUAACAAAACUUCAGUUUAUUUCAGCAUUCUUUUUCAACAUCUUGUUAAACGAAAAGAAUAGUUGUUUUAAAAAACAGAUGGAUGCAUUUGUACAUCUACAAUAAGUUUUAUCUUAAUCAAUAAUUAUUCGUAAGAUAGAUAAGAAGGAAAAGAAGAAUGUUCAUUUGUCCUCGAAUACCUCAUAAAGUUAUUUUACAUGGUAAGCAUUUAAAGAAAAUCAUUAACAUAGAUGAAUUCAUAUUAAUCUUACUAAAGUUUUAGUUAUGGAUUUAUUAGUUUAUGAAGAGGAAAUUGUAUGACAUUUUCUGUGUUCAACGAUGCUUUUCAACAAGUCAUACAUUAUUUAUUGGUUACUUAUUGUUGAUUGCUAAUUCUACUAUCAUUUCUCUUCCUUACUUUUAGUAUUAUUGGUAUAACGUUUGUACUGAUGAUAUUGUCCGAAAAGACAAUAAAAAUUGUAUAUUAUCAACAAAUUUGCAUGUGUGUAUAUCUAUGUAGAAGAAGUACAAUUGACGAGAAAUCGGUAUGUUAAUGGUUAAGUUUAUGUAUAAGAAAAGAAAGAACCUUAAACAAAUUAUGCUGAAGUUUGUAUCUGCCAAUUAUUAAAAAAAACAGAAUGUUUAAAAAUAUAACGAUUGAAAUUCAUAACUUAGAGCCUGGGAUAAAUACACAUAAACUCAAAUUGUCAUAUUUUUCAUUAAUACAGAGAUAAGAAAUUAGAAGGAUAAGCAUUAAAGAAAUCGUAAUAGUAGUAGUGGUAAUAAAAAGAGGAGUUGAACAUAAGGAGUAAAGUAUUUUAGGAACGAACAAAAUCGACAAACCAAAAAUGUAAAACAAUACUAAAACUCAAGAUCUAGGUGAAGAUGAAAGAUGUAUAUCUAUUCUCUAUGGGCAUCGAUUUUGAAUUACAUGGUCUAGUAUCUAAUACCACAGACUAGUGUUACUAUGAAGACUUCAACCAAGAAAUCACUUUCUGGUAUGCUUCUGACCAAGAGUCAGGGAAUCCAUGGACUGAUUCAUGUCUUGUCCCAAUCAUCCCCAACCUUUUACAAACCUACUGUUUUCCUAGUGGACAUAUGUUGUAGUAGACGUUAAAUGAGUCUGUAAAACACAUUCUCCAAUCGCCUUAUUAGGUGAAGAUCCAUAGUUUCAUGGAUCCAUUUAACGUUUUCAACAAACACCCCUACUUCUGACAUAUGCAUCACUAACUUUAUAUUUUCACCUAACUUUGUAAAUACCACGAAGAUGGUUAUGAUCAAAUAUUAACAACAUAUACAUCUCAUCUACCUUUAGAGUUUAUUUUUCACAACCAUAAAAAUAGAGCUCUCAGUUGUAUAUAUAUCCAAUGCUCAAGAUUUUUCAAACCAUUUUAGGUUUGUACAUCUAACUGUCUUGCAUAUCUCAUGAUGUGAAAUCGAAGCAGCCAUUCUGAUCAAUAAAAAUAAAGUCCCCAAUAUGUUAGAUGAAUAGCUGUUUAUGUGUUGAUAGUUGCAUAUAGGGUGGUAGCUUACUUAUCCAUAUGAUAAGUGAACAAAUUAUAGUUAUAAAAUCUGUUGGCAGGAAGCGAAUAUUUUCAUUCGCUCUGUUGAGUGGAAAUUAAAUCAACUCCGUGAUAAGGAAUAGUAGUAACUUAUUUAGCUUAAAAGUCUUUGAGGUAAUUAUUCGAGAUUGUUCUCUACUUCAUGGGAUACAUAACUCACAUUGUUUAGUAUUUUCUGGACAGUUUGUUAGAGUAAUUACUACUGAACAUGAUGAGAACUUAUUACAAAGAAUAAUUUUCAUUUGUCUGUGUUCGAUAUACGUCUAACACGUGUACUGUAUUAUUGGAUGCAGAUGAAUAAUAUUUUCAAGUCAAUGAAUAACUGUUCGAAAACAUAUAAUGUAUGAAAAUCUUUUUUUUUAAACUUCAUUUAUCAGUCAUAUUGUAUGAAGUGAUUCUUAAAGAUGAAAAUCGUAUAAUAGUCUUAAUCAUUUAAUAGAUUCCAAAAUUUUAAUUAGCUUUCAUAUGAUGAGUUUCAAAUUGCAUUAUAUAGAACAUUUUUAUAAAUGAUCUAUUACAGGGUAAUGACCAUUGUCAUGUAUAUCUAGUCUCUUAGUAUUCAUCUAUUCUUAUUGACUGAGGUGCAGUGUAGCUGCUAGUCUGAGUAACUUUACGUCGGGUAAAUUAUGUUAAGAUUUUACAUGAUUAAAGGGAACCCUCUAACCACCUAACAAUAAAUUAUUUCAAUAAAUUCACAGUACUUUAUUCUGAUUACGGUUAGAUCGUAACACAGGGGUUUAAUACAUUUACUUAUAUAAUAGCUGAUUUCUAAGCAUCGCUUUAUGUUAAUAUGAAACACGAUUUUCAUCCAUUUUUUUACUUCGGUGAAUAUGGCAUUAACACCAAAACAACUUAGAUUUUUCACAGAAAUUUACUUCAUUCUUAUCAAAGUUUACUUAGCCCACAUCACUGAGGAAAACUGCUGUGUGAAAUUUUAGAGUUAAGAUUUUGAUGAAUUCUAGUGACAAUUUUUUAAAAAAAACUUCAUAAGUCCAUCAACACGGAAAUACUCAAAUCCAAUACGAUACAACAUUGAUUUUGGAAGAACAAUACACUUGUACGAAAAAUGUCGGGGAAACGGAUAGCUUGUAUGAGUGCUUGAUCCUGUAUCGUUUUCUAGUCCACUUCACUAAGAUAUACUAGAUUGGUAUGAAGUUUUGAGAAUCGACCGAAUUAGUCAUUAUUUAUCUUGCGGAUUUACUUACUACAAGUAUUCUUCAAAACUCCACCUAUAGCUCUUCUAGGACUACCGCCAGUCCGAAGCCCGAGUAAAGGAGGAGGAUUGAGCGUGUGGUCGGCAACCCCAUCCCGUAGAAAACAACCUUGUCAAAAAAUCGCUAACUAGUAAGUAAGUAAGUGUUCUUCAAAAGAAGGUUACGAUUAAUGAAUGAUCAAGUGAAAUCUAAUUUAAGAUAUUAAAAAUAAUGUCUGAAAAACUUCACAGUUGAGACAUUCUCAAUGAAAUUUAUCAACUGAUAUAAUGAUAUUUAAUUAUUACAAUCGAAGAGACUAAUUUAUUUGCAGAUAGUUUACAUAAAUUAGCUAUGUACAGUUUAUAGAAGUGCGCUCAUCAUCAAGUUAUCCACUGAAAAAAACUUAGGUUUACCGAAUAUGACAUUCUGCGCCUAGAGAUUCACUGCUAAUAAAGUGGGAAAACUAAUUUACUUUUAUGAACGUUGUUUUUGAGCAUCUUUCAGUAGAAACAUGUACUGCUGGAUAACUUUAUUGGAGAAAAGAAAAUCGAUUUUAUUGUCAGUUUAUCGUCAAUAAUUCUUUUAAAUUAUGAAUUGGAGAUAACGUUCACCAUAAACUAAAGUUUUGAACUUUUUAGGAGUUUUCAUUCAUGACCUCAUAUUUAAAGGAAAGUAGAUCGGGUCAGUGAAAUGUCACUGAGCCCAAGACAAAUUUUCCGGCAGUUGGGUCACUGAAUAUCGAACAGAUCAACGAUCCCUGUCAAAGUCAAGAAAAACCAACGCGCGUCAGUUAAUCGUGUGCCAUGGAGUGGUCAAUGCGGUGGUGAUCUCACUAUCCUCUCUGUACUUAUUCUUGUUAAUAUAGUUCCGUAAUAACG
This is a messenger RNA of Schistosoma intercalatum, 9661 nucleotides long. The record is from the annotation of a GenBank genome assembly. Lineage: Eukaryota; Metazoa; Platyhelminthes; Trematoda; Strigeidida; Schistosomatidae.